Messenger RNA from Podospora anserina S mat+, 1170 nucleotides. RefSeq lists its product as uncharacterized. The transcript has a single exon. Lineage: Eukaryota; Fungi; Ascomycota; Sordariomycetes; Sordariales; Podosporaceae. The record is from RefSeq and is a predicted model, not a curated record. The coding region runs from base 1 to 1170 and encodes 389 amino acids.
AUGGGUUCCCGAUGUACCUGGUAUGGAAUUGGCGCGGUGUCAAAUGAGAGUAAGACGUUCACCGCAGUGAAGCUAUCCUCAGUGAAAGGAAACAUCGGUCUCCCAGUCGUAAUGAGUCUUUUCCUGCUUGAUGUGGUCGGCAUGCUGACAGUUCAUCGCGGCCAUAUUUUCGUUCAUGUCGUUUCUGACCUUGGCCACCUCAUCCUUGGCGGCGUCUCUCUCAUUGAUGGCCUGAUCCCUCUGUGCCUGGACCUCAUUGUAAAGCCUGGUGAACUUAGCAAAACCGCGGCCCAACUCCUCCUUGGUCUUGGAAGCCUGCGCAACAGCCGUAUCCCUCUCCUUCUGCACUUCGGCGUACUUGUGGGUGAAGUUGGCUUUGCUGGUCUCAAGUCUCUUCUCCAAGCUGGCGACCUCAGCGAGGGCCGCAUUCCUCUCCUUCUGUACUUCAGCGUACUUGCGGGUGAAUUUGGCUUUUCUGGUCUCAAGUUUCAUCUCCAAGCUGGCGACCUCGGCGAGGGCCGCAUUCCUCUCCUUCUGUACUUCGACGUACUUGCGGGUGAAGUUGGAUUUGCUGGUCUCGAGUCUCUUCUCCAAGCUGGCGACCUCGACGAGAGCCGCGUCUCUCUCCUUCUUCAGCUGGGCAAUCUUCUGGUUGAGGUUGCCGGUAUUGGAGGUCUUGAGCGCCUCUCUGGCCUCGUCUCUCUCCUUGCACACCUCGUUGUACCGCUGGAUAGCACCGGCGCGUCCAUUCUGGUACGCCUUCUCGCUCUGGGCGACCUUCUCGAGUGCGGCCUCCUUUUCCUUCUUCAAGGUGUCCCUCUCCUGCGUCGCCUCGUUAUACUUCCUGGUGAAGUUGGCACGUCCGGUCUGGAGAGCCUUGUCGCUCUCAGCGGCUUUCUGGAGCGCAGCGUCCUUCUCGCCUCUCACCUUGGCCAAUUGACCCUUCAACCGAGCCACUUCACUCUUGCAGGUGGUCGAGGCGGUCUCUUUGCCGACCUCGGAGGCCUCAAGCUUGGUUCUGAAGACCUCGAGCUCCUGUCAAGCCAACGAUUAGUAACUUUUUGUGAACUGGGGAGAGAAUUUUCCGACGAGUCGUGUCAACGUACCAUGUUCAAAAGCGCGCUGCGCCGGAGCUCCACAUCAAGGCUAGCCUCCGCACUGGACAGUUGA